Myotis lucifugus (little brown bat) is the source of this 2596-nucleotide messenger RNA. RefSeq names its product polypeptide N-acetylgalactosaminyltransferase 13 (gene GALNT13). The transcript is spliced from 12 exons. Lineage: Eukaryota; Metazoa; Chordata; Mammalia; Chiroptera; Vespertilionidae. The coding region runs from base 1 to 1686 and encodes 561 amino acids. Gene Ontology annotation, cellular component: Golgi apparatus. The record is from RefSeq and is a predicted model, not a curated record.
AUGAGGAGGUUUGUUUACUGCAAGGUGGUCCUUGCCACUUCGCUGAUGUGGGUUCUGGUUGAUGUCUUCUUACUCCUGUACUUCAGUGAAUGUAACAAAUGUGAUGACAAGAAGGAGAGAUCCCUUCUACCUGCUCUCAGGGCUGUUAUUUCAAGAAACCAAGAAGGGCCAGGAGAAAUGGGAAAGGCUGUGCUGAUUCCUAAAGAUGACCAGGAGAAAAUGAAAGAACUGUUUAAAAUCAAUCAGUUUAACCUCAUGGCCAGUGAUUUGAUUGCCCUUAACAGAAGUCUGCCGGAUGUGAGAUUAGAAGGAUGCAAGACGAAGGUCUACCCUGAUGAACUUCCAAACACAAGUGUAGUUAUUGUGUUUCAUAAUGAAGCUUGGAGCACCCUCCUUCGAACUGUUUACAGCGUUAUAAAUCGUUCUCCACACUAUUUACUUUCUGAGGUCAUCUUGGUCGAUGAUGCCAGUGAAAGAGAUUUUCUCAAGUUGACAUUAGAGAAUUAUGUGAAAAAUUUAGAAGUACCAGUAAAAAUUAUCAGAAUGGAAGAGCGCUCGGGGUUAAUACGUGCCCGCCUUCGAGGAGCAGCUGCUUCGAAAGGGCAGGUCAUCACUUUCCUCGAUGCACACUGUGAAUGUACCGUGGGCUGGCUGGAGCCCUUGCUGGCGAGAAUAAAGGAAGACAGGAAAACAGUUGUAUGCCCCAUCAUUGAUGUGAUUAGUGAUGAUACCUUUGAAUAUAUGGCUGGGUCAGACAUGACUUAUGGUGGUUUUAACUGGAAACUGAAUUUUCGUUGGUAUCCUGUUCCCCAAAGAGAAAUGGAUAGGAGGAAAGGAGACAGAACAUUACCUGUCAGGACCCCUACUAUGGCUGGUGGCCUAUUUUCUAUUGACAGAAACUACUUUGAAGAGAUAGGAACUUACGAUGCAGGAAUGGAUAUCUGGGGUGGAGAGAAUCUUGAAAUGUCUUUUAGGAUUUGGCAAUGUGGAGGCUCAUUGGAGAUUGUGACUUGCUCUCAUGUGGGUCAUGUUUUUCGGAAGGCAACUCCAUACACCUUUCCUGGUGGCACCGGUCAUGUCAUCAACAAGAACAACAGGAGACUGGCAGAAGUGUGGAUGGAUGAAUUUAAAGAUUUCUUCUAUAUCAUAUCCCCAGGUGUUGUCAAAGUGGAUUAUGGAGAUGUUUCAGUCAGAAAAACACUGAGAGAAAAUCUGAAGUGUAAGCCCUUUUCUUGGUACCUUGAAAACAUCUAUCCGGACUCCCAGAUCCCAAGACGUUAUUACUCACUUGGUGAGAUAAGAAAUGUUGAGACUAAUCAAUGUUUAGACAACAUGGGCCGCAAGGAAAAUGAAAAAGUGGGCAUAUUCAACUGUCAUGGUAUGGGAGGAAAUCAGGUAUUUUCUUAUACCGCUGACAAAGAAAUCCGAACCGAUGACUUGUGCUUGGAUGUUUCUAGACUCAAUGGACCUGUAAUCAUGUUAAAAUGCCACCACAUGAGAGGAAAUCAGUUAUGGGAAUAUGAUGCUGAGUCCUGUCUCUCAGUAAGAAAAGUAACUGGUGGCUCCCAACAGCCCACUGUGGAAAUAUGUAAUGAUAGCUCUUUGCAAAAAUGGCUACUAAGAAACUAUACAAGAGCGGAAGUUUUUAGAAAUAUUUUUGAGAAUCCUACUGAUUACGUUCUCUAAUAAUUUUUGGAGAGACUCACCUUGAGACAUGUGAACAGUAACCAGUGUCUCGAUGAACCUUCUGAAGAAGACAAAAUGGUGCCUACCAUGCAGGACUGCAGUGGCAGCAGGUCCCAGCAGUGGCUGCUGAGGAACAUGACUUUGGGGGCAUGAAGACCACUUCCCCCAAGCCAUGGAAGUGUCUACACUUUUGUUUUUCCAUUAUUUCAAUUAAGGAAAAAGAUUAACUUUGCUGAAUUGAAAGUUUUAAAAUCCUUUUAGUAUUCUAAAACACAGUUGUUUAUAAUUCAUUUUUAGGAAUGUUUGCUUAUUUCCCUACAAAAUUUGUAUCUGAUCAAAAGCACAUAAAAAUAUGAAUAACAGCAAACUGUUAUUAAACAUUUGAAAAACUUUAAAAAAAAGUGUUUGCUUAAAAAAAACACACCUCUUUAUUGCCCUCAUGUCACAGGAUUAGUUGUGGGGAGGGGUAUUUUUAUUUUUUAUUUUCAUAGUGAUUGAAAGAGAGACAAUGUAAAUGCCUUAUAAAAUAUCUUCAUUAUGAAAUAGAAUCAUUUUAUAAACUCGCUCUGUUUCUACUGGACCUUCAUGGAAACAUGUUGAAUUUCUUUGUCAACAGCAGGCCACACAUUGAAUUAUUUCUGAGCAAUGAAUUCAUCAUACACAAUAAGUUCCAAGUUUUGUACCAGGAAAAAAAAAACAAUAAACUGGACCUUGACUUACAGAGUUGUUAUAAAAGCAUCACAUUUAAACAAAAAAAAAAGAGAAGAAUUUGAAAAUUCAAUUUAAAGGACCUGAAAUCAGAAGCAGCAAGCUAGGUGUGGCGGGGAGCAAGAUGAUGAAGCUAAACUGCAACAAUUGAAUCAUUUAAGAAGAUUCUGUUUAGGUGGUAAUCAGUCCUCUCACAGGCUGA